Messenger RNA from Schistosoma margrebowiei, 2436 nucleotides. NCBI's taxonomy places the organism in Eukaryota, Metazoa, Platyhelminthes, Trematoda, Strigeidida, Schistosomatidae. The record is from the annotation of a GenBank genome assembly.
AUGUUACGUGCAGUGUCUGUGGACUUCCCUGCCACGUGGGGAUCACUAAAAGAUGUAGUAUAUAAGCUUCUUCGGUGCGAUUUUGUUGACAGGGAUUUGUGGAAUUCUAGUUUCGGCUAUGUGUAUAGCUUAUGUACUUCAAGUCCGGUUUCUCAUGCAUCUACCUUGUAUAAAUCUACUACAACACUCAUUAGCGAGAGGGUAGAAGAAAUAGCAUCAGAGUUGGAGGUCAUGAGUGACUCGGAUUUACUUCCUAGAUAUGUCAAGUUUUGGGAGUCAUAUCAUCGCGGACUUACAUAUCUAGAUAUCCUUUAUAGAUAUAUGAAUACGCAGCACGUAAAGAAUUUAAGGCCAUCAGAAGCCGAUAUGUGCUAUGGGGCGGCACUUCCUAUGGCAGAUCAGCAUACUAUGGAAAUUCUGGAGGUCGGCCUUGCAUUCUGGAGACUAUAUCUUAUCGAUUGUAUAAAAAGUCGAAUGUCCUCUUGCUUGAUGCGCGAAGUUCUCAACGACAGAUUGGGAAUUUGUGGACAACAGAAUUGCAUACAUCCAUGUUUGGCUUCCCUUUUAAGAGUUGGAGAAGUAAGGGAUUUUGAAAGAGCUGGAAUGGAAAUAUACAACCAAAUAUUUCAGAACCCUCUGAUUGACGCUACGCGGUCAUUUUACUCGCAAUGGGCAUGUCAACGGGAGUCGGAAUUAGGAUGUGCUCAAUAUGUGACUGAGGCACUAGCUUUGCGGACAGAAGAACAUAAUCGAGCUAUACAAUAUUAUAAAUGUUCACUGCUACCAAUGCAAAAUUUGUUUCAAGAAAUAAUUGUUGAACAGCGUUUAAAUUUCCUUAAUAUGAACGUUCGCUAUGUUAUUGCUGAAGAGGAUAAAUCAAAUUUAAGAAAUCUUUUUCGGUUGCUAUCUCCGAAUAAUCUUUGUAACGAACUGUUACAUUGUUUUGGUGAAUAUGUCCGAACCAGUAUUUUAGAAGCUAUUUCCAACCUUCCAAAAGACUCUUCACUAACACAGGUUCAUUUUAUUGAGAGUCUCUUAAAUCUUCGAAGUAGAUUUUUGGAGUAUAUUGAUGAUGUUUUUGAUGGGAAAACUGCUUUCCGUAAUCAAAUGGAUAAAGCCUUUAAUUUGGCUGUGAAUGGCCGUGUACCGUCUUCAAGUAUUCUAGCCACAACAUCUAAACAAACUAAUUACAGACCAUCUGAAUUGUUAUGUCGAUACAUGGAUUCCUUAUUACGUAAAUCCGUCAAAACUAUGACUGUUUCAGAAAUUGAAACUAAGCUGACAGCGUCAAUUGCUAUUUUCAAGUAUAUUGAUGAUAAAGAUCUUUUCCAAAAGUAUUAUCAACGUAUGCUGUGCAAAAGACUUGUGUUCAACUAUUCUUCCAUGCUUGAACUUGAAGAAUCUGUGAUUAAUCAGCUAAAAACUGUUUGUGGAUAUGAGUUUACUUCAAAAUUUCAGCGUAUGUUUAAUGAUGUCCAACUUAGUCCUGAGUUAAAUCGGAAGUUUAAUGAGUACUUACAAUCAAAAGAUAUACGUUUUACCUUUGGUCAUCAUUUUCAUGUUUUAACGCAAUGCUCGUGGCCAAUUUCACUUAGUGGUGUUACUGAUUUUUUACUCCCACUCGAAUUGUAUACAUGUACUUACCAUUUUGAAGAAUUCUAUACAGCCGCUCAUCAAGGAAGAAAAAUGAGAUGGGCACAUAGUUAUUCAACAGUGGAAAUCCAAGUGCUUUUCACUGAUAAGACUUAUCAAAUACAAGCGCCUGCUAUUAAUGCUGCUAUCCUACUAUUUUUUGAUCAUAUGGACUCAGAUCGUAUCAAAGUGAAAGAUCUGCAUUUCGGGUUACAACUAGCAGUAUCUGAAGGUCGACCAACUAUAAGUAGUGAAAAUAACUCUACAUCUAAACGAAGUGUUCCAACCACUGACUCUUCAGUUACUAGUAAAAUGGAAACUUGUUCACAAGAUGUGUUGGAUUCUUCAUGUGAACUGGAUCUUGUUCAACGACUUUUGACACCACUAAUUGAAUUGAACAUAAUAUAUGUUGAAGCAACUGAAGGGCAAAGUAGUAAUUCAUUGGGUAACAUCGUGACAAUGGAUAGCGUUAUAGCUCUAAACCGUUCGUUUACAAGCAAACGUCUAAAGCUAAGGGUGAAUUUCGGCUCACAAGGAAAAGAAUCAAACCAGUCGGAAGCUGAUCAGGUUGAUCGUCAAGUGAACGAGGAUCGGCGCUACUUCAUACAAGCGGCUAUUGUGCGAAUUUUAAAAGCUCGAAGACAGAUAAAGCAUGCACAGCUUAUUGAAACUAUUUUACAGCAAGCAUCUAACCGCUUCCAACCACCGAUACCACUAAUUAAGCGUUGCAUUGAAGGUCUAAUAGAUACUGGCUAUCUUGAACGAAAUCCAGAUGAUCCUGAUCAAUACAGUUAUCUUGCAUAA